Molecule: messenger RNA, 1185 nt
Organism: Diplodia corticola
Lineage: Eukaryota; Fungi; Ascomycota; Dothideomycetes; Botryosphaeriales; Botryosphaeriaceae
Product: carbohydrate esterase family 15 protein
Exons: 1
Coding region: 1-1185 (394 amino acids)
Source: RefSeq, a predicted model, not a curated record
AUGUCCAUCAUGUCAUUCAUCCUGCCGCUGGCUCUUCUCAUAUCCGGCGCCGUGUCAUCGAUCUUGCCUCGCCAAGGGGCAUCAUGUAGCACACUCCCAGCCGGGUAUUCGCCGCAGCAGUACGCCAAACUUCCUGACCCAUUCACCUUCGUUAAUGGCACCAAAGUCACGACUCAAAGUCAGUGGGCCUGCCGCCAGCAGGAGAUUAGCCAGCUAUUCCAGGAAUUUGAGUUGGGAGUGAAGCCACCGAAGCCAGCUUCUGUCACUUCAACCUUGUCCUCCAACACCUUGACCAUCACAGCGCAAGACAGUGGAAAGUCGAUCUCCAUCUCGGUCUCCAUCGCGUACCCGUCCUCAGGCACCGCCCCAUACCCUGCCAUCAUUGCAUAUGGCUACCCUAGCAUCCCCAUUCCUGCUGGAGUGGCCACCAUCACUUUCAACAACGACGACGUUGCUGUCCAGCAAAGCACGGGAAGCCGGGGUCAAGGCAAGUUCUACGACUUGUACGGAAGCAGCCACAGUGCGGGUGCCAUGACGGCCUGGGCCUGGGGAGUCAGUCGCAUCAUUGACGCUUUGGAGGCCAACAGCGGUGCAAAGAUCGAUGUCACCAGGAUUGGAGUAACGGGCUGCUCCCGAAAUGGCAAGGGCGCUUUUGUUGCAGGUGCCCUGGACAGUCGUGUCGCCUUGACAAUCCCUCAGGAGUCCGGCGCCGGCGGAGCGGCUUGCUGGCGCAUCUCAGACCAGCAGCAGGCCGCCGGCAAGAACAUUCAGACCGCGUCAGAGAUUGUCGGCGAGAAUGUCUGGUUCUCGGAGACGUUCGAGCAGUACAGCAACCGCAUUCCAUCCCUCCCUGAGGACCACCACAUGCUCGCCGCCUUGGUUGCCCCUCGCGGCCUGCUCGUCAUUGAAAAUGACAUCGACUGGCUCGGUCCAGUUAGUACCACAGGGUGUAUGAAGGUUGGCCGUCUCAUCUACAAUGCGGCCGGUGCUCCCGAUGCCAUGGGCUUUUCUCUUGUCGGUGGGCACAAUCACUGCUCAUUCCCAUCGUCACAACAGCCCGAGCUAUCGGCGUACAUCGACAAGUACAUGCUAAAAGGCUCCUCUAGCACAGCCGGCAUUGAGAAGAGCAAUCAGGAUGUCAACACCGCGGACUGGGUGGAUUGGACAUUCCCUACUCUGUCUUGA